Molecule: messenger RNA, 1958 nt
Organism: Limulus polyphemus (Atlantic horseshoe crab)
Lineage: Eukaryota; Metazoa; Arthropoda; Merostomata; Xiphosura; Limulidae
Product: hemicentin-1-like
Exons: 7
Coding region: 225-1958 (577 amino acids)
Source: RefSeq, a predicted model, not a curated record
UUUAAUACACCUAAAUACAGUUCUUUCACGCUUAUGUUAAAUGUGGCUGCUAAAAGAAAUCCAUUUGAUGGUUGCGGCUCAGCUAACUUAACGGAGGUAAACACCACUCCCUCAAAUAGGAGUAUUCAGCUAACUUAACGGAGGUAAACACCACUCCUUCAAAUAGGAGUAUUUCACAUUCAUGGUUUCUCAGUUGACACAACAUUACCUUCCAGGUUAUUCUCAUGGCCUCCAUUAAGAACUUCCUUCGAAAGUUUAACGUUUAUCUUAACAACAUGAAAAUGACAGGUCUAAUCUGGUUAUUUCUCAGUGUUUUGCUGGAGCGUCAUCGGCUCAUAUUUGGGUACGAAGCAGAAAUUGAAAACUCGGAAGAAAUUCAAAGAUACGAUUUGUAUGUGGUUCCGGGAAGGAAAGUAGACCUACCCUGUAAUAUCACACCCGACACCUUAGAUGAUAACUUGGACCUGGUGUUAUGGUACACUGAUAAGUCUCCAUCACCGAUUUAUAGUCUCGACGCUAGACACGGCAGUUUGGAUACAGCAAGACAUUGGAAGAGUGACAGCAUGGCAUCUCGUACCUAUUUCAACAUUACCGGAACUAUGGCUCGACUUCAGUUAAAUCCAGUCCAGAAAGAAGACGAGGGAGCCUUUCUUUGUCGGGUGGACUUUCGCAAAGCUCGAACACGCUACUUAGAAGUGGGGUUGAGAAUAAUAGUGCCUCCAAAAAAGCCAGUAGUAAAGAACGAAGCCGGCCAAAUCCAGCAUAGUUUAAUAGGACCUUAUAAUGAAGGAGAUACACUUCGUCUUCAAUGUGAAGUCGCUGGAGGAAAUCCAAGACCAAAUCUUACUUGGUGGCGGGAAUCUGUGUUAUUGGACGAUUCUUAUGAAACAAUAGACAAUUUCUGGGUUAAAAAUGUUUUGGAAAUCCCAGCGCUACAGCGUCAUGAUCUGAUGGCAGCAUUCACGUGUAUGUCGAUCAAUAAUAACUACCUACCGCCAUUGCAAACGACAGUUGCAGUUGAUAUGAACUUCAGGCCACUAGAAGUACACAUAGAAGGUGAGAGAAACCCGUUGUUAGCUGGUAAGUCUGUCAAGAUCAAAUGCAGUACAGCAGGCUCUAGACCUCCUGCUGAUGUCACUUGGUGGAAGGAAGGUACUCAGUUAAAAUCGGCUAAGUCUGUUAUUCCAGCCAAUGGAAACUCCACUCUUAGCACUCUGACAUUUAAGCCAUCUGCUGCAGAUGAUGGGAAUAUGCUUUAUUGUUCUGCUGAGAAUAGACAUAUUUCUGGAAGCACAAUCAAAGACAGUUGGAAAUUAGAAGUCAGAUAUCAACCUCACCUCACUAUGCGGUUGGGAAGUAAAAUACGUCACGCUCCUAUUCAGGAAGGAAGUGACGUGUACAUCGAAUGUGACAUCAGGGCUAAUCCACCAGUAACAAAAAUCGGUUGGAAAUACGAAGAUGAAGAGAUAUCAGCCAAUCACUCGGCUGGAAUUAUUAUAAAUAACCAGACAUUAGUUCUUCAAAAAGUUAGUCGCUUUGCCAGAGGACGCUACUCAUGCAUGGCAACAAACAACAUAGGACAAAAAGAAAGCGCCGCCAUCUACCUCAGGGUACAGUACUCGCCUAUUUGUAAACCUAGCCAAAAGAUCAUAUACGGUGCUGCUCUAAAUCGUCCAGUUGAAGUGAUCUGUAAAGUGGACAGUGAUCCAGAUAAUGUAACUUUCUCCUGGAUGUUCAAUACCUCCGUGGAUAGUUUUGACAUAUCGGACUUCACGAGCAGAGGAACAACUAGCACUCUCACCUAUUUACCCAAAACCAAAUCGGAAUUCGGAACGCUCACCUGUACUGGGACAAACAGUAUUGGACCUCAAGUAACACCCUGUGUUUUUACCGUUGUCGCCGCAGGUAAUAUAGAUUUUUUGUUUUGUUGUGCACAAGCUUCUCUGUACUCCUCUUAA